Messenger RNA from Acomys russatus (golden spiny mouse), 858 nucleotides. Its product is annotated as homeobox protein goosecoid-2-like. The record is from RefSeq and is a predicted model, not a curated record. Gene Ontology annotation, molecular function: transcription cis-regulatory region binding. The transcript has 2 exons. Gene Ontology annotation, biological process: regulation of DNA-templated transcription. The coding region runs from base 210 to 575 and encodes 121 amino acids. NCBI's taxonomy places the organism in Eukaryota, Metazoa, Chordata, Mammalia, Rodentia, Muridae. Gene Ontology annotation, cellular component: nucleus.
AAAAUACUCUUAUUGACAAGGAAUAUAUUAAUUUGCAUAGGGGAUCUCUGUUUUUCAGAGGACUACAAAGGAAAGAAAGGUCGCAAAAGUUCAGCAAGAAGGAAGAGAGCUCUCACCAGAACCAAACUGCCUAGCACCUUGACCUGGAACUUCUAGCUUUUAGAACUAAUUUCAACUCAGAACACACCUGAAGUGAGGCUACAGACAAGAUGGAAGCACCUCCACGUUCUCUGUCCUCCUAUACCCUGGGCCCCCUUGACCAAGACUACAGUUGGGAACAGCUUUCGGAGCUGGAGAAAUACUUCAAGAUGGAGCCUUACCCUGACCUCAAGGCCCGUAAGGUCCUGGCCACCAGACUCAACUUGAAGGAGGAACAAGUUGAGACUUGGUUCAUCCAGCGUUCCUUGGAGCAGGAGAUGUGCCCUCCCUUUGCCUGGCUGCAGCAGUCCGCCCGGGAUAGCACCUCUUUUUGUCCUACCCACAAAGGCCACUGCUGCCGGACACCGAGCUGGAGGUACAGGCUUGUGCCCAUCAACCCCUCGGAGCCCUCAACCAGCUGUGAGCACAAUUCCUGACUCUCGUUGCCCUAGUGGGACCACUCCAACAUGUAGCAAGACCUCACCACCACCGCUUUCCAACCAGCCCAACUAACCAAAAUGCUGGAUGCUUUCAGGAGACUUGGGGUCAAUGCUUCUACACUUGGGUGCCAAGGCAGGAGGCAUUGGACAGAAACGAUGUUGCAGAUGACAAAUCAAGCUGAAUCUCCAACCAGGGCUUCCUGUAGGCCCUGCAGGGCCACACCCCACAGGCUGGAGGUUGUGGUUCCAAUUCUUUUAACACACUCCACUCCCUGACCCC